AUGGCAUCAGCACCAGCUGCGGAGACUUCUAUCCCCAUCCGUGACAAGGAUGAGAAGAAGAAGCAAAUAUUGAUCAAUGCCUUUGACAUGUCCACCGUUGGGCAUCUGUCUCCAGGCCAAUGGAAGUCUGCAACAAAACGAGAUUUGCAAUAUUGGAUCGACCUAGCCAAGCUUCUGGAUAAGGGCGGCGUCAAUGCCCUGUUCCUUGCAGACACCUACGGUGGAUAUGACACAUACGAAGGGAGCCUGGACAACUGUAUCCGGCGUGCUGCCCAAUGGCCGAUGACAGAUCCAACUAUCCCCAUCACCGCCAUGGCGGCUGUGACCAAGAACCUCUCCUUUGCCAUCACUGCUUCCACAUCUUUUGAACCCCCAUUCUUGUUGGCUAAGCGAUUCUCGAGUCUGGAUCACUUCACCAAAGGUCGAAUCGGUUGGAACAUCGUGACUUCUUGGAAGAAGGCUGCUUUCAAGGCCAUCGGUUUAGAGAGCCCGAUUCCACAUGACGAAAGAUACGCACAAGCUGAUGAGUAUCUACGCGUCUUGUACAAGCUGUGGGAAGGCUCUUGGGCGGAUGAUGCCAUCUCCCCAAACCCAGAGCUCGACAGCUAUGCUGAUCCCGACAAGAUCCGCACAAUUCACCAUCACGGAAAGUUCUACGACAUUGACACACGGCACAUUGUAGACCCAUCACCCCAGAGGACCCCGUUCCUGUUUCAGGCUGGUACAUCGUCGGCCGGUUCUACUUUUGCCGCAUCACACGCAGAGGGCAUCUUUGUCUCGUCUCAUUCUCCCGCGAUUUUGAGGCCCAAGGUCCAGGCGAUCCGCAAGCAGGCUGCCGAGUUGGGUAGAGACCCUCAAUCACUCAAGUUCUUUGCGACGUUUACUCCAAUCAUCGGACGCACUGAUGAAGAGGCCCAGCAGAAGUUUGAGGAGGUCAAGAAGUAUGCCUCUACUAUCGGUGGCCUUGUGCUAGUUAGUGGAUGGACUGGCAUCGACCUAUCCAAGGUACCUGUUGACAAGGAACUCACUGCUACCGACUCAGAGGAACCCCAUAGAGUGCAGAGUCUUCUUGACGCCUUCACAGCAACAAGUGAAAAGGUUCCAAAGUGGACGCCGAGAGUCAUUGCUGAAAGAGCCGCCAUCGGUGGCCUUGGCCCUGUCUCAGUCGGCAGCCCACAGACGGUUGCAGACGAGAUGGAACGAUGGAUCCGAGAGGGAGAUCUGGAUGGGUUCAACGUGGGAUACGUCACAACGCCUGGAACCUUCGAGGAGGUUGUUGAGCUUCUCAUUCCUGAGCUUCGACGUCGCGGAUUGUAUCCAGAGGCACCUAGCAGUGAUGAGGCAGGUCAUACGCUGCGUGAGAGCGUGUAUGGUCAGGGUCAAGCUGGACUGCGGGACGAUCACCCAGGGACAAAGUACAAGUACGACGUGUACAAGGAAGACUAG
Molecule: messenger RNA, 1446 nt
Organism: Fusarium vanettenii 77-13-4
Lineage: Eukaryota; Fungi; Ascomycota; Sordariomycetes; Hypocreales; Nectriaceae
Exons: 4
Coding region: 1-1446 (481 amino acids)
Molecular function (GO): monooxygenase activity; oxidoreductase activity, acting on paired donors, with incorporation or reduction of molecular oxygen
Source: RefSeq, a predicted model, not a curated record